Messenger RNA from Ctenocephalides felis (cat flea), 2463 nucleotides. RefSeq names its product ATP-binding cassette sub-family G member 4-like. The record is from RefSeq and is a predicted model, not a curated record. Gene Ontology annotation, cellular component: plasma membrane. The transcript has 6 exons. Bases 152 to 2191 code for a protein of 679 amino acids. Gene Ontology annotation, molecular function: ABC-type transporter activity; ATP hydrolysis activity; ATP binding. Lineage: Eukaryota; Metazoa; Arthropoda; Insecta; Siphonaptera; Pulicidae.
CUUGCAUAAUCUCUUCAGAGAUAACAAAAGCCUAUAUAGGUAGAUUGAAAUAGGGAUAUGGUUUAUACAGUAUUAAUUUUCGAACAUAUGAUAACAAAACAUAACAAAACAAACAACAUAAACUAAUUACAAAAUAAAAAAUUAAAUUAAAAUGAAUAGUACAGAAAAAAUGAGCCCUGACCAUAAGCAAAGACCGAAUCACUUGAGUUUUACCUCUGAACCUGUAAAUGUCCAUAACAAUAGUCCUACUCAUAGCCCAAAAUCAGCAACUUUAUCGAAUUUACCGAGACGACCGCCAGUAGAUGUGGAAUUUAUAGAUAUUUCAUAUUCAGUACCACAUGGAAGACAUUGUGCACAUAAAACAAUAUUACAAAAUGUGAGUGGAACCUUCCACUCUGGAAAAUUGACUGCCAUUAUGGGCCCUUCAGGAGCAGGAAAAAGUACACUUAUGAAUGUCUUGGCUGGUUAUAAGACAUCACAUAUGAUUGGCUCUGUUCUUAUCAAUGGCAAGGAAAGAAAUCUAAGAAGUUUCCGAAAACUAUCUUGUUACAUAAUGCAAGAUGAUGAUCUACUACCAUAUAUAACUGUACGUGAAGCUAUGCUGAUAUCAGCAAAUUUAAAACUAGACAAAGAUAUAUCUUAUUCUGCAAAACGCUUAAUUGUUGACGAAAUCAUCGAGACGUUAGGAUUAGUAGAAUGUAAAAAUACAAAAACCUUACAUCUAUCAGGCGGACAAAGAAAAAGACUAUCUAUUGCACUAGAGUUAGUGAACAAUCCACCUGUCAUGUUCUUUGAUGAGCCUACCUCAGGAUUAGAUUCAUCGACUUGUUUCCAAUUGAUUUGUUUAUUGAAAUCUUUAGCUCGGGGUGGCAGGACAAUAAUUUGCACUAUACAUCAACCUUCUGCGAGACUAUUUGAAAUGUUUGAUCAUCUUUAUUUAUUAGCCGAUGGGCAGAAUAUAUAUAAUGGUGCAGUUGGAGAUCUAUUGCCAUUUUUGUUGUCCUUUGGAUUCGAGUGCCCGAGUUAUCAUAAUCCUGCGGAUUUUGUAAUGGAAGUAGCAUCUGGCGAGUAUGGUGAAUGUAUACAAAAUUUAGUAAUAAAAGUUAAAGAAACAAAAUCCAAGAUAGCUGAUGACAAAACUUUAAUCCCGUCGACCUUAACUCUAAAUAAUUUAAAAAAUAACUGCACACCACCGUUGAUAGCAAACGAUGAUUCAAAAAUACACAAUGUGAUGAUUGCCAAUAAUUUAUUUAAUUCCGCUAGUCAAAAAUCGCUAACCGACAGUUCUAUAAUGAUACUUCAAUCUUCCAACGAAAGUAUUACAACGGUGCCAAAUGCAACUGGAUUUCCAACUUCUGGAUUUCAACAAUUUUGGAUUCUUCUGAAACGAACUUUCCUUACAAUAUUUAGAGAUCAAACUUUGACACAUUUACGUCUACUUUCUCAUGUGAUAGUUGGAGUUUUAAUUGGAUUGAUAUACUACGAUAUAGGAGAUGAGGGAUCAAAAGUGAUGAGCAAUGCAGGAUGCUUGUUUUUUACAAUUAUGUUUACUAUGUUCACAGCGAUGAUGCCUACUAUUUUAACAUUCCCAACAGAAAUGGCUGCCUUCAAACGUGAACAUUUGAACUAUUGGUAUUCACUGAAAUCAUUUUAUUUUGCAAAAACAGUAGCAGAUCUGCCAUUCCAGGUUGUAUUCACAAGUGGUUACGUUUUAGUAGUGUAUUAUAUGACUUCACAACCUCUAGAAUUAGAUAGAGUGCUCAUGUUUGUCUCAAUUUGCAUUCUGACAUCUCUAGUUUCCCAAAGUUUGGGUUUGCUCAUUGGAGCAGCUAUGAGUAUAGAAACAGGUGUAUAUUUAGGGCCAAUUACCACAAUACCAAUUGUGUUGUUCUCCGGAUUUUUUGUAAAUUUUAAUGCUAUACCUGGAUAUUUGAGUUGGCUGACUUAUAUUAGUUAUGUUAGAUAUGGUUUCGAAGGUGCUAUGUUAUCGGUAUAUGGAUUUGAUAGAGAAGAAUUGAAGUGCUCAGAAGAUAAUAAUUGCCAUUUUACAAAUCCUGAAGACUUUCUGGAAGAAAUGGCUAUGGAAGAUGCAGUUUUCUGGAUUGACGCUGUUGCUUUAUUUGGAUUUUUCCUGUUUCUGAGAGUGGUGGCUUAUAUAGUACUGAGACUGAAAUUGAGAUCCACUCGUUAAUAUGAUAAAUUUGAGUUUGUAAUGCGAAAUUAUUACAAUGUCAAUUUUGUUGUAGAACAAACUUCUAUGCACGAAUUACUCAAAAAAUUAAUUGGCAAAAAUUGAACCUUCGUGGAAAUAAUGCAGUAAGAGGCAUGUUUAAUAAUGAGCCGAGCAAGAAGUUGAGAUGAUUCAUUAAAAUUUAUUUGAUGUUAAGAAUAUUGAACUCAAAAUCAUCGUCCAUAUAGACCAAAAGCACAAGAAUAUUAUUAUCGAAUAUUUUCCGAAAAAAU